Micropterus dolomieu (smallmouth bass) is the source of this 1171-nucleotide messenger RNA. RefSeq lists its product as uncharacterized. NCBI's taxonomy places the organism in Eukaryota, Metazoa, Chordata, Actinopteri, Centrarchiformes, Centrarchidae. The record is from RefSeq and is a predicted model, not a curated record. Bases 13 to 729 code for a protein of 238 amino acids. The transcript is spliced from 4 exons.
CAGCGUAAAGAGAUGGUGAACGAUCUGGACGGUCCGUUCAGGAAGACCUUCAGCCCUGAGAACCUGUCCGCGUUCAGCUGGGAUAAGACUACUUCCUGGGCCGAGGAGAAGGCCCCCCUGACUGUGGCCUGUCUCAGGUCCAUGUUCCCCCCCGCCAAGAAGAUCCAGAAACAGAUCGUGAACUACAGCCCAGGGAACAAACCCCGGCGGAUGUCGGACGAGGAGGCGAAGCAGAUGCUGGACCGGAGGAUCGGCCUCCUGCUCUCGGUGCCGCUGUACACCAGCACCCUCAGGGCCUGCUUCCUCCAGACGGCCUUCAGCGUGGAGAUGCUGCGACACCGCUGCCCCGUCAAAGUCUUCGGCAUCAUGAACGGCCUCGGCAUCUCGCAGUCCAAAACCACCGCCGGGGUCCACGCCAAGAAGCUCGCCGAGGAGCACGGCAGGCAGGUGAAGCAGUGGAGGGACGAGAUCCAGAUGACGAGAAAGACGCAGUACUGCAGCGACGACUCCGGGAAGGCGGCGGCUUACACCUUCACCUGGGGGAACGUUCGGGUGCCGUCCGUGUCCCGGUCCGACUCGGCGGAACGAGGCUACGGCUUCGCGACGUGGGCGUUUCGCUUCGCUCAUCGAGUUCGGAUUAACUUCCGUAACCUGCACGGACCUCCGGCGAAAGCAGCGGACGUGUCUCCGUCCAGCAUCCUGCCGUCCAAACAGGUGCGCGCACUUUAAAAGGAGCCAAUCGGAGAGCUGUUUUAUAACAGGGACGGUUCACGAUCUGUAGAAGUGAGUAUGAAACAGCACGCAGGAACAUCAGCUCCUCCUGGACGCCACCGCGUGUAGUUUAAAUAUCCGGAUGUCCGGUGUGCGUACAGGACAGAGCUGACUGACACGCUGCUAGUUAACGUCGCACUCGUUAAUAUCUGUAUUACAGCUUUUAUACAUCCAGAGAACUUCUACAGACGCCAGACCAGGCGUCUCAUGGCGGCCCGGAAACAAUACGCUGAUGAUGUCACUGAUCAUCAAUACAGAAUUUAGGCAAAUAAAUAUUAAAGUCAUCGAGACGGAUCAGAAAACUCAGUUUCAUGUGAAACGACCCAAAGAGCCUCCUCUUCCUCCUCUUCUUCCUCCUCCUCCUCUUCUUCCUCCUGCUGCUCCUCCUCUUCCUCCUGCU